GCAUCGCGCAGGUUUUGCUGCGCUUUUGCCUGGAACAGCAGGCGGAGCAGUGAGGCGAUCCCAUGCUUUACUUUAACAUUCAAAGCGCUUCGGGGAGGAGCUCCGGCGAUACAUUUGGAGUCGAAAUUUAAGUGUACACAGUUGGACAACUUUAGUUAUAGUCUUACAUUUAUGCCUGAGCCUUUUAACAUGAGAGGAAAGGGCAGCCCGUCGCUCUUUAUACUUCUGCAAACUUUUGUCGAUCCUCGGGAUUUUAUUUUGAAUUUCUGAAAGGCUGCAUCUUCUGUCUAAAUUAAUAAAAGGGCGCACGGUAUUUCUGAGGUCUAAAAACAAAGGCAGAUCUCUGGAUUAGAGUUAUUUUUUGUUCCCCUCUAAGAAGAAAUGGAAACGGGAAUGUCUUAAAUGGACUAAAAUACGUAUUUAUCCCUGAUGUCUUAGUGCCGCUCAACAUUAACACAUGUUUCUGCUGGAUCUUUUGCAUACUGUAACCUUACUGGAAUAAAUAAAUAAGGAGGAUGGAUAAUUUCUUUACUGUGGGGGCACGUGUUUGGUUGCGUGAAGAUGAGCAGUUCCUGCCCAGCACAGUGUCAUCCUGCUCAGGGGGCGUGGCUGUGUUUACCACUGACUACGGCCAGGUGUUCACCUACAAGCAGAGUACCCUGACCAGGCAGAAGGUGCACGCCAUGCAUCCAAGCAGCAUCAAUGGGGUUGAGGACAUGGCAGCACUGGGAGAUCUCCAUGACGGCGCCAUCAUGCACAACCUGUACCUCCGCUACCAGCAGGACAAGAUCUACACCUACAUCGGGUCCAUCUUGGCAGCGGUGAACCCCUACAAGCUCAUCCCCCACCUGUACGACCGGGUCUCCAUGGACCUGUACAGCCGGCAUCACCUUGGCGAGAUAGCGCCCCACAUCUUCGCCGUGGCCAACGAGUGCUACUGCGCGCUGUGGAAGAGGACGGAGAGCCAAUGCGUGCUGAUCAGCGGCGAGAGCGGCGCGGGAAAGACGGAGAGCACCAAGCUGAUCCUGCGCUACCUCUCAGCCAUGAGCCAGCGCUCGCUGGGGGCCAGGGCCAAGGCGGCCUCAUCGCAUGUGGAGCACGCGCUGCUCGAGAGCAGCCCCAUCAUGGAGGCCUUCGGGAACGCCAAGACCGUCUACAACAACAACUCCAGCCGCUUCGGGAAAUUCAUACAGCUGCACUUCUGCCAGAAGGGGAACAUCCAGGGGGGCAAGAUUGUGGACUAUCUACUAGAAAAGAACCGGGUGGUGAGACAGAACCCAGGGGAGAGGAACUACCAUGUGUUCUACGCCCUGCUGGCGGGCACCGACGUGGAGCAGAAGGAGGCCUUUGGUCUCACACAGCCAGAAUGCCACCAUUACCUGCAACAGUCCGGCUGCGUGGCAGACAAGACCAUCAACGACAGGGACACCUUUCAGGAAGUCCUGAACUCCAUGCGGGUGAUGCACUUCAGCGAAGAGAACAUCCACGAGAUCCUGAGGCUCCUUGCCGGCGUGUUGCACACAGGGGACAUCGAGUUUGCCACCGCGGGUGGGGCUCAGGUCACCUCCAAAUCAGCGCUGAGCUGGGCUUCAGAGCUCCUUGGGCUGGACCCGAUGCAGCUGGCUGAGGUGCUGACCCACAGGUCCAUGAUUUUACGGGGAGAGGAAAUCACGACACCUCUCUCUGUGGAGCAGGCUGUGGAUUCCAGGGACUCCAUGGCCAUGGCUCUGUAUUCCCAGUGCUUCACCUGGAUCAUUCGGAAACUCAAUAGCCGGAUACAGGGGAAGGACGACUUCAAGUCCAUCGGCAUCCUCGACAUCUUCGGCUUCGAGAACUUCGAGGUCAACCGCUUCGAGCAGUUCAACAUCAACUAUGCAAAUGAGAAGCUUCAGGAAUAUUUCAACAAGCACAUUUUCUCCUUGGAACAACUGGAAUACAACAAGGAGGGCCUGGUUUGGGAGGACAUUGACUGGAUGGACAAUGGCGAGUGCCUGGACCUCAUCGAGAAGAAACUGGGGCUCCUAGCUCUGAUCAACGAGGAGAGCCAUUUUCCGAAAGCCACCGACGAUACCCUGCUGGAGAAGCUGCAUAUCCAGCACUCGAAAAAUCCCUUUUAUGUGAAGCCACGUGUGGCGAUCCACUUUUUUGGAGUGAAACAUUACGCUGGCGAGGUGGUGUAUGACGUACGGGGCACACUGGAGAAGAAUCGGGACACCUUCCGAGACGACAUCCUCAAUCUGCUGCGGGAGAGCAGGUUGGAUUUCGUCUACGACCUGUUCGAGCACGUCUGCAGCCGCAACAACCAGGACACCCUCAAGUGUGGCUCAAAGCACAGGAGAGCCACCGUCAGCUCGCAGUUCAAGAAUUCUCUGCACUCCCUAAUGGCCACUCUCAGUUCGUCCAACCCCUUCUUCGUUCGCUGCAUCAAGCCAAACAAUCACAAGAUGCCUGACCAGUUUGACCAGACGGUGGUGCUGAACCAGCUCAGGUACUCCGGCAUGCUGGAGACGGUUCGGAUCCGCCGGGCCGGUUUUCCUGUCAGGAGGCCCUUCCAGGACUUCUGUGCCAGAUACGGGGUGCUAAUGAGGCACAUGUCCCUGCCGGAGGAGCCCAGAGGGAGGUGUGCCGCGCUGCUCCACACCUACGAUGGCGGCGGCGCCGAGUGGCAGUUGGGCAAGACUAAGGUGUUCCUCCGGGAGUCGCUGGAGAACAAGCUGGAGAAGCAGAGGGAGGUGGAGGUGCUACGGGCUGCCAUGAUCAUCCAGGCGCACGUCAUGGGCUACGUGGCACGGAAGCAGUACCGGCGGCUGCUUCACAGCAUCGUGACCAUCCAGAAGAACUACCGGGCCUUUUAUUGGAGGAGGCGGUUUCUGCUCCUCCGCUGGGCAGCCCUCACCUUCCAGAAGCGGCAGAGGGGCCGUCUGGCCCGACGAACCUACUGCCAGCUGCAGGAGAGGAGAAAGAGGGAGGAAGAGGAGCGGCAGCGCAGGAUCGAAGAGGCCGAGAGGGAGAAGCAAAGGUUGGAGGCCGAGCGACUCGCUCGAGAGGUGGAGGAGGCACAGCGGGUGGCGGAGCUGGCCUCCCGGGCACAGGAGGCGGAGUGGGAGUCCCGGCCCCAGGACACGUCGCAGGUGGAGGAGAUCCUACGUCUGGAGCGGGAAAUCCAGGAGCUGCAGCGGCGAAAAGAGCGACACGAGCUGUCGCUGACGGAGGCGUCGCUGCAGCGGCUGCAGCGGCUGCGCGACGAUGAACUGCGGCGGCUAGAGGACGAGGCGUGUCGCGCCGCGCAGGAGUUCCUGCAGUCGCUCAACUUCGACGAGAUCGACGAGUGCGUGCGCAACAUCGAGAGCUCGCUGGGCGAUAGCAAGCCGGGCCUCUGGCGUCAGGGGGGGGAGCAAGAGGAUGAGGAGGACGAGGUGGAUGAGGGCUUUGGCGCCGACGACGACCCCUUCAAGGAGUCGCCCAACCCCAGCGAGCAUGGCCACUCGGACGGCCAGCGCACCAGCGGCAUCCGCACCAGUGACGACUCCUCCGAGGAGGAUCCCUACGCCAACGACUCAAUGGCGCCCCCUCAGCUGCCACCGCCCAGUUCCCAGGCCUGCCACACCGCCCCCUACAGGGAGGACUCAGAAGAGCUCAUCCCGCCUGACGAGGACUCUGAUUACGAGCGGGACGACUACGAUGAGGGCGCCAUCCUGUCCAGCGGCAGCAUGGCGUUCUCGAACCCGCGCAGCGGACAGUGGUCCCUCGAUUACCGCUGCUCCCUAGACACCUACAACAGCUCUGGGGCGUACCGCUUCAGCUCAGAGGGAGCCCAGUCCUCUUAUGAGGACAGCGAGGAAGACCUUGACAGGUUUGACACAGAUGACGAGCUGUCCUACCGGCGUGAUUCGGUGUACAGCUGCGUAACCAUGCCCUACUUCCACAGCUUCCUGUACAUCAGAGGUGGCUUGAUGAACACAUGGAAGCGCCGCUGGUGCGUGCUGAAGGACGAGACCUUCCUGUGGUUCCGCGCCAAGCAGGAGGCCCUGAAGCAGGGCUGGCUGCACAAGAAGGGCGGCGGCUCGUCGACGCUGUCGCGCCGCAACUGGAAGCGCCGCUGGUUCGUGCUGCGCCGCAGCCGCCUCAUGUACUUCGAGAACGACGGCGAGGAGAAGCUCAAGGGCACGCUGGACAUGCACGACGCCAAGGAAAUUGUGGAUAACACAGGGAAGGAGAAUGGCAUCGAUAUCGUGAUGCCAGAACGCACGUACCACCUGAUCGCAGAGUCGGCUGAGGAUGCCAGUCAGUGGUUCAGCGUCCUCAGCCAGGUCCACAGCUCCACCGAGCAGGAGAUCCGCGAGAUGCACGACGAGCAGGCCAACCCGCAGAACGCCGUGGGGACUCUGGACGUCGGCAUGAUUGACUCUGUGUGCGCCUCCGACAGUCCCGAGAGGCCCAACUCGUUCGUGAUCAUCACGGCGAACCGCGUGCUGCACUGCAACGCCGACACCCCCGAGGAGAUGCACCACUGGAUCGCCCUGCUGCAGCGCUCCAAGGGCGACACGCGCGUCGAGGGCCAGGAGUUCAUCGUCCGAGGAUGGCUUCACAAAGAGAUGAAGAACAGCAGCAAGACAGCCCUGAAGCUGAAGAAACGAUGGUUCCUGCUCACCCACAACUCCCUGGACUACUACAAGAGCUCGGAGCGCAGUGCACUCAAGCUGGGCACGCUGGUGCUCAACAGCCUGUGCUCCGUGGUGCCCCCUGACGAGAAGGUCUUCAAGGAGAUGGGCUACUGGAACGUGAUCGUGUACGGUCGCAAACACUGCUACCGGCUCUACACCAAGCUGCUGAAUGAGGCCACGCGGUGGGCCGGGGCCAUCCAGAACGUCAUCGACACCAAAGCCCCCAUUGAUACGCCCACGCAGCAGCUAAUCCAGGACAUCAAGGAGAACUGCUUAAACACGGAAGUGGUGGCGCAGAUCCAUAAGAGGAAUCCCAUUCUGCGCUAUAGCCCCCACCCCCUGCACUCGCCCCUGCUGCCUCUGCCCUACGGCGACAUCCACCUCAGUGUGCUAAAGGACAAGGGCUACACGGGUCUGCAGGAUGAGGCCCUCAAGGUCUUCAACUCGCUGCAGCACUUGGAGGGUGUGGCCGACCCAGUGCCCAUCAUCCAGGGCAUCCUGCAGACGGGCCAGGACCUGCGGCCGCUGCGGGACGAGCUGUACUGCCAGCUGGUGAAGCAGACCACGCGCCCCCCCCAGCCCGGCUCGGUCAGCGACCAACGCUGCUGGCAGAUCCUGGCCUGCAUGAGCUGCACCUUCAUGCCUUCCCGCAGCAUCCUGAAGUACCUCAAGUUCCACCUGAAGAGGACCCGAGAUCUCUUCCCAGGCACAGAGAUGGAAAAAUAUGCCUCCUUCGCCCACGAGUCCCUGAAGAAGACCAGGAGCCGGGAGUUUGUGCCGUCCCAGGAAGAGAUCCGCGCCGUUAUCGGCCGGCAGGAGAUGACCACCACGGUGUACUGCCAUGGCGGGGGCUCAUGCAAGAUCACCAUCACCUCCCACACCAUUGCAGGAGAGGUGGUGGAGAAGCUGAUGCGUGGGUUGGCCAUGGAGGACAGCCGCAACAUGUUUGCCCUAUUCGAACACAACGACAUGGUGGACAAGGCCAUCGAGAGCCGUUCUGUCGUAGCUGACGUCCUGGCCAAGUUUGAGAAACUCUCCGCCAGUCCUGAGGAACACAACACGGGCUGGAAGUUCUACUUCAAGCUCUACUGCUUCCUGGACACCCACAGCGUGCCGAAGGACAGCGUGGAGUUCGCGUUCAUGUUCGAGCAGGCCCACGAGGCGGUGAUCCGAGGCCAGUACCCGGCCCCCGAAGAGACCCUGCAGUUCUUGGCCGCCCUGCGCCUCCAGUACCUCCUGGGAGACUUCAGUGCUCAGGCGUCGGUACCGGAGAUGGGCCAGCUGUACCCCAUGGGCCGGCUCCGGGCCCGGAUCCACCAGUCAGCCCGUGCCUUCGGCCCGACAGGCGCCGAGCGGGCGGAGAAGAAGCGCUCCAGCUUCCUGGAGGGCACCCUCCGGCGUAGCUUCCGCGGGCCUUCCGUCAACCGGCAGAGGUUGGAGGAGGAGAGCGUCCUGGAGGCCUGGGUGAGGGAGGAGAUCGCCGCUGCCCGCACCAGCCUGCUGGACAAGUGGAAGAGGCUGCGCUCCAUGACGCAGGAGCAGGCCAUGGUGAAGUACAUGGCGCUGGUCAGGGAGUGGCCUGGCUACGGCUCCACCCUCUUCAGCGUGGAGUCGCGGGACAGCACCUUCCCCCAGGAGCUGUGGUUGGGCGUCAGCGCCGAAGCCGUGUCCGUGUACAAACGCGGCGAGCCGCAGUCGCUGGAGGUCUUCCCCUAUGAGCAGAUCCUCUCCUUUGGCGCCCCGCAAUCCAACACCUACAAGAUCACCGUGGAGGGCCGGGAGCUGCUGUUCGACACCAGCCUGGUGGUGGACAUCGCCAAGCUCAUGAAGGCCUACAUCAGCAUGAUCGUGAAGAAGCGCUACAGCACCUCGCACUCGGCCAGCAGCCGGGGGAGCCAGUGCAGCAGCCGCUGACCCCCCCCCCCCCGACACGCAUCGGCGACGCCCAACCAGCUGCGGAGUCAACGCAGCUCCACCUCAUCAGUCUUCUCCGGUGCCUUCUCUGACCCUGCUGCCCCGAACGUUCCCGUUGAUCGGCCGUUCCGGUUUGACGGAAGCCGGCUCUGCCAGCUGGCUACGGACGACGCCGAGCAGAGGAAGACGACGCCGAGCAGAGGAAGACGCGAAAGCCUUCAGUAUUUAUUCAGCUGCUGCCGUCAGUGUAUUCAGAGCGUGGACACGUGGAGCGGGAAGCUAAGGUCAGCGAAGAAGUUCUGAAAAAAAAGCCUUAUAACCAGCCAAUCUCACUAUCCCUGCCUUGCUGCAUGAGGGACACUGAAAACGCAAAAUUAUAACGUAUUUACUUUACUUAUUCGGGUGGUGAGUCCAAACAGGCCACCAAGGUCACUGUUACGUUACAGUAGUGCCUUACUUAAGAAGCAGAACCAAGCUGCCUUUGUUCAGUUGAGCUCAAGGACCUGAGGAUGCUUAAACCAAGGCUGCCCCCCUCCCAAUCCCCUGCUACGGGCCAGUAGGGUGUUAGUUCUCGCUGUCCCAAAGGGCCGCUGGCGGCCUUUCACAUCCUCACCCGGAAUCGGACCAAAUCAAACCCAACCAAACCACCGAUCGUACUCGUGCCUUUCUGCAAGAUAGUCACACUUGGACUUGUUUUCAAGUAUGAUAAUGUGCAAUGUUUUAUAUAACCACAGGGCUGUACAUUUUUUAGACAGGAGAUUAUAAGCUUCUCUUGCUGGAUUAUUACGCAAAAAAAAAAAAAUAUUUUGCAGAACUCAAAUGCUUUUUUUAAAAAAAAAAUAUCUCUUGGUCGAUGAAAAAGCUUGCAGAAGUAGAGGAAGCAGCAUUGGCCCUGAGAUGUAUAUCUCUACUGUUUCUUUACCAUUUGUAUUAGAUGUGUUAUGCACUUGUUACUCUAACAAGCCAUUAAAGAUAUAUUUAUCUGCUA
Molecule: messenger RNA, 7566 nt
Organism: Brienomyrus brachyistius
Lineage: Eukaryota; Metazoa; Chordata; Actinopteri; Osteoglossiformes; Mormyridae
Gene: myo10
Product: myosin X
Exons: 41
Coding region: 516-6578 (2020 amino acids)
Cellular component (GO): myosin complex; cytoskeleton
Molecular function (GO): protein binding; ATP binding; cytoskeletal motor activity
Source: RefSeq, a predicted model, not a curated record